Molecule: messenger RNA, 4896 nt
Organism: Owenia fusiformis
Lineage: Eukaryota; Metazoa; Annelida; Polychaeta; Sabellida; Oweniidae
Source: the annotation of a GenBank genome assembly
UCUGAACAACAUGAAAUUUAUGAGUCAUAUUUCUGCGAACAAAAACUUUUUGGAAUCUUCGAACAUGGUCUCCGAAUGAACAUCUCAGCGUUUAUAACGUAGUUUGAAGGAAAACCUAAGUAAAUAAGAUUGAGCUCACUCUACAGUGUAACGUAUAAUGGCGAAGGUACUUCUUAAGGGUCUUAGUCGAGAAACUUCUUGUGAUGGCUUAGAAAUGUUCCUUGAGAACCUACUUGAGGACGAUGAUGAGGAUGAUCUUGAAAAUGAAGUGACAAAUGUCGAACUUAAGGCCAAUGGGAAAGCAAUAGUAACUUUUGAGCGGGAGAUUGAAGAUAUAAACAUGCUUCAAAAGAAGUUGACUGAGAAACCAUUGGAUGCGGUUGUGUUACAAUGCUCAAUACUAGAAGGAAAUGAGGAUAGCAUUGGUGAAGAAGACACGCCAUCAUCUGGUGCACACGAAUCACCAAUGGGAAGUGACUAUGAUACAGCAGAGGAGGACGAAGAUGAAAUAGCUCACAGUCCUAUUAGUGUUGAACAAUCGAGUCCAAACCCUAAAAAGACUAAGGUAGAAUCAGCGAGAAAAACACAGGUAAAGGCUGAACUCAGGGUCGAGACAUCUAAAGCAUCAACUGAUCAAGUACCAUCUCCAGACGCGUUGCCGAGUAUUGCAUCUGUGUGGGGCUGUGCAUUUACAAUGAAUAUGAAGCAAAAGAAAAGCGAGUCAUCGCCUGAUUCCCAAGGAACAACUAAUGCCGUGAGAAAAGAGGUUUCUCCCCAGGUCGAAUCAACAGAUGUCCCUCUUGAGAAAAUGCCUGUAGAAAAAGAAAUAAGUUCUACGUCUAACGUCGAAACAGAAAGGAAUUGUAACGAUGAUGAAAGGGCUGUAAAGGUACCCUCUUCAAAAGAUGCAGAAGAAAACACUGGUGUAAACGCAAGAGAUGUUGCUGAUUCUAAUAAAGAGCCCGAACAACCUGCUUCAAGUCCAAAUGCGCCUUUAGAAACGAUAAAAGUCGAGGUCUCAUAUCCCAAAAUAAUGGAACUUUUGAAAAAAGAAAACAUAUUAGAAGACAUAAAAGAGCAAUACACGUGCAAAGCGAGAACCAGAGAAAAAGAGGUCAUUUUUGAAUCAACAGAUAGCUCUAAACUUGGUCUUGCAAAACUAAAUUUGAUUGAAAGAAUCCGAGACAUUGAGGACAAAUCUAAACACUGUUCUGUAUCACCCGGAUUAAUGAAUGUAUUUCACAAGAAUGAUGGCCUCAAAGUUUUCCAGAAAAACCUUGAAGAAGCGAAAUUUACAGAUAUUCUUGCAUCAAUUAAAAAGGGGAAAAUAACAUUCUUCUCGAUGAAUGAAAAACAUAUCGAAGCCUCUAUUGCAAUGUUUGAAAAACUCUUCAUAGAUGAAACCAUGAGGAUUGAGAGUGACUGCCUUCAUUUAACUCAAAGUGAGCAGUGGAAGAAAUUCGUGAAUCAAAUUCACAAAGAAUUCGUCGUGUCAGUGGCUUAUGAAUCAAAUCAGCCAAUUAUCACAGUAGCAGGUGUAAAAAAGGACGUUGAACAAUCGAUCCCACGGAUAAAGGAGUAUAUGAGGCAGAACCACAUCAUAGAAUUCUACCUUGAAGUUCCACCAGAUACAAUAAAUCAUUUUCGAAAGUUCGGAAAGGAAAAGCUUCUUAAAGAUAUUGCUAACAGGUCUGAUAUAUCCUUAUCAUUUGACACUAACAAGAACAAGUAUGCGGUAAAGGGUGUGUCUGAAAAGGCCAAAGCAGUAAAGGCAAAAUGGGACGCACUUUCAAAAACGGUCCAAUCAAGGAGAUUUACCGUUGAUAAACCAGGUAUGGGCGGAUUCCUGGUUAGUACAAUGGGGCGUGCACUGCUUAACUCUGUGGAGUCAGAAUUAACGGAAGUUACCACUGACAUAAAAAUAAACAGAAAGAGCCCUUAUAUAAAAGAACCAAUCGUCACCAAAUCUGACAACAAAGCUGCGAAAGCAUCUUCCACCGAUGAUUCUUCUACUGACCCGAAUGUUGACAAUAAUCCAGCGAGAGAUGAAAAGGAUAUCAAACCAACCGCUGAUGCAACAUCGGGACCAGAUGAUGAGACUGAGACAGCUGGACCAGCAACAACUGUUAAAGUAAUAAACAACAUAACAAUGACACUGGUAAAGGGAGACAUCAGCAAACAAAAGGCUGAUGUACUAGUCAACUCGUGUUCACGGUCCCUCAUGGAUUCUCCCACAACUAAAGCAUUUUUGAAAGAAGGAGGCGACGAAUUUGGAAAGGGGCUAGAAGACAUCAAAAGUACAUUAGAAGACGGGAAAGCCAAAUACGGUGACGUGUUUGUCUCAGACGCUGGCUCAAAGCUACAAGCUAAUUAUACAAUCCACGCUGUAUGUCCGCCAUUUAAGACCAACCCAAGAGGGCUGACUGAUGUGUUCACGAAAUGUUUUGAGGAAGUAAAAAAGAAGGGAAAAUGUAGCCUGGCUGUUCCGGCAAUCGGUGGUGGAAAAAGUGGCUACAGUAACCAAUUGGUCUGGGAGAGCUUCUGUAAGGCGUUGUCAUCGAUAGAUCAAACGACUACAUUGACGUCUGUGUCAUUUGUGGUAUUUGGAGGUUCUUCGUUUAGUGAGUUUUGUAGUCUUAUGAAUGGCAAGAGUCCUCCUAAGGCUAGAUCAGAAACAUCUGGGACCAAAAACAAAGAGGAGGUAACAUUAAAGACACAUACGGUUUACGGGAACAUUACGCUGACCUUUAAACAAGGCGACAUCGCCGCUGCUAAGGAUGAAAUACUUGUGAAUGUCUUGGAAAAGCCUACCGAUAAUCUUCAGAAAACUCGAUCUGUGAUCGCCAAAGCGUUUCUUGACAAGGGUGGACCUGAAUUGACAGAGCUGGUGAAGGGCUGUAUGGGCACAGAUACAACUUGGGGUGAUGUUCUAGAAACAACAACAACAGGAAGUCUGCAAUGUACCCAUGUUCUCCAUGCAAUACCGACUGCCUUCAAAUACGACAGCAGUGGAAAGAAAUUGAAGGCAUUGCUUGAGAAGUUGCUGGAGAAAACAUCUGCCCUGGGAAAAACAGGUAUUGCGCUACCACCUAUCGGCACAGGUAGACUUAGCCACUACCCAACCAACGAGUUCUACAGAGCCUUGGACGAUGCACUCAAGACGUUUUCAAGCAAAACAUCAUCUAUUAAGACGGUUACAGUGUAUGUAUUUGACCGCCAAAUGCUUGGAGACCUAUUGAACAAAAUGAGUGGAACCAAAGCAACCACACGCGGAACAAAGUUUGCCAAGAAUGAUCAUAGACAUGGAAUGAAACAAAGCCAAGUGGAAAGGAGACCAGUGCAAGAAUCAAUUCUGACAGUUCCAAUAGGAGAUACCGUUGACAUCUGCCUUAUCGGCUACUCCAAAGAAGUCCUCAAAACAGCAGAGAAGAAAAUUACAGAUAUUGUUGAUGACUACUACGUGGAGGAUAAAAUAAUGCGUGAACAGUUGACCGUUGAAGAAGUCCUUAGUGUUAUGAAUGCCGAGCAGAAAAGUAUGACAUUUGUAGAGAAAUGCCAGUCCGGGCAUGUCUUACUGAGAGGAGCAAAGAGCUCGGUAGAGGGCACUGCUAACAGUAUAAGAAAAAAGAUAGAACAUGAUGAUCAAAUGGGAGCGGAAAUGUUUCAGAAGGGAACGAAGGAAUACUUACAAGCAAUUGCGCAAACAAAAAACUUUAGCUAUCCAAGCUAUUGGAAAAAGAAAAAGCCAAAAAAACAUUGCCUUGAAGAAGUAGUUGAUCCGAAACUCAAACAUGAAAUAGAAAAGAUAUGCCAGGUGGAAUGGGGUCAAGGAGGAACUUGGAAAAGUGGCAUCGUAGGCAAUGGGAGCGAUGCAAGGGGAUUGACACAUACGAAUAUAAAGAUAAAGAAGAUACAAAGUGUACAGAACCCUCAACAGUUCAAGAAAUAUAACACACAUCAACAGGCGAUGUGUAAAAAGGCAGUUGAUGGAGAUAUUCACUCAAUAGGAAACGGGGAGUUAGUGCCUUUCACCUCUACCCUCGGUGUGUCCUCCUUAGAUAGUCUUUUAGUACCACAGAUAAACGAAUGCUUCUUAUUCCAUGGAGCGAAGCCGGAAAGUGUCGACGGAAUUGUCAGCCAAGGUCCCGAUUCUAGACUGACUGUUAAUAGUAUGAUGGGGAAUGGUGUAUACAUGGCAGAGAGUUCAACUAAGGCGGACCAGUAUGCAGAUCCCAAAGACCAAAGAAGUGGUGGUGAAAAGAAAAUGUUUCUUAUGCGUGCACAACUGGGAAACAUACAUGUGGCUAAUGAGGUAUAUGCCUUCAGACGUCCUCCGUGUGUAGAAUAUGGGAAAGGUUGCAACAAUAAAAUAUGCAGUGCCCAUACACCAUGUGAUUCUGUAUUGGCUGUAAAGCGCCCAGGUGGCGCUGGUAGAUUACUGUUCCGAGAGUUCAUAGUCUACGACAACAGCCAAGUUUAUCCAGAAUUUUUGAUAACUUACGAAAGAAUAUAGACUCAUAUCCUACGCCGGGCGGCAAGCGAAACAUUAUCUAGAUUUAUUAUAAUUAUUAUGAAUAUUAUUUUUUGCCCAAAAUCACUUGAAGAGUUCUUUCUUGUUACGGGCCUGUGUUGCAAUAAAAACUCAUUAUAAGUUUAGAUUAAUAACCCCGUUUUAUAAAUACCAUCAUUGUCUCACAAAGCGUCAGAUUCUGUAAAAUUAUGCGAUGUUGUGAUUUUGCAAUAAAAACAGACUGAUGUACUGUAACUUUGAUUGUAACUUACUGAUUUUACUGUGUACUUUUUAUAAGAAACGAAGCUUCAAAUGCUUUUUGAUGUGUCCCAUGAGCUGAUAUCACCUUGGUGUCUUUUAAAGCAUAUUUAAGUACUAGACUCGAC